AUGAACAUUGACGAGCACAAGCUGCCCACCGGCGGCCAGCAUUACAGCGCCCGGAAUAAGAUCCCCAACAUCCACGAGUUCGUCGCCCAGCUCGACAAGGAGAAGCGGGAGCGCGAUGCCGCCAUCGAGGCUGAGGACAAGGAGCACCUGAAGAUUGAGAGACAGGCCCAACACCCACCCAACGGCAAUUCUUCCCAGGCCCAUGUCCCCGAGAAGAAGGACCGCAAGAAGACCAAAACGGUCCGGGACCCCGUCACUGGUAAAGAUGUUGAGAUAGAAGAUCCCAAGGACGACUUCGAAGAAGUCGUUGAAAACCCUCAGAUUACCGUGCCUAACCAAAACCUCGGCAAGGAUGCCACAAUCGCCACGUCCUCGGACCAGUCAGGCGAGGAGUACCGAUACGCGCAAGAUGUUACGGCACCCCCUGCUCCAGUUGAGCCCGGAAGCACGACCGACGUGCCAAUUCACAGCGAAAAGACAAACGUCAACUUCUUCAAGACCCCGAGUGUUAGCUAUGAGCCCAUGUUCGAGCACCUUGAACGGCGAGCCAACGUACUGUGCGCCGGAAUCUUCUUCAGCGUCAUCAUUGUCGGCAAGUUCUUCGGCGGAGCACUCUACGGCCUGAUCCCUCUUGGUUUUUGCGUUGCGUCCGGGGUUUUCUUGUGGGUGAAGGACCUCAUCACCCAAGGUAGAAAUAUGGAAUGGUCUAGUGAAAAGGACCGCGGUGAGACCGCCACAGUCAACCUUGUCCCCGAAUCCGUUGAGUGGAUGAAUACUGCACUGGGAAUCAUGUGGAAUCUGAUUAACCCUGAGAUGUUUGCCGGUCUUGCCGACACUCUCGAGGACGUCAUGGUUGCUUCGGUUCCCGGAAUCAUUGAGAAUGUCCGCGUCGCCGACAUCUCCCAGGGAAGUAACCCGCUUCGAAUCCUCAGCUUGCGCGCCCUCCCGGAUCACCACGUGCAAGACAUAAAGGACGAGGCCCACAAACAGAACCAGCAGAACACCGAUCCCAACGAGCUGGCGGCCAUGGAGCAGGCCGGUUCUUUUUACAACUUGGAGGCGUCGGUCGCAUACCAUGCGAAGCCAUCCGGUGCUGAUGUCUCGUCUAAAGCCCGCAACAUGGGGAUGCAACUCAUCUUUUACCUAGGUAUCAGGGGCCUCUUUGGGGUUCCACUUCCAAUUUGGGUUGAACUUCAAGGUCUCGUCGCUACGGCCAGAAUCAGACUCCAGCUUACCCCUGAGCCUCCUUUCCUCAAGACCCUUACCUUCACACUCAUGGGCAUUCCCAAGGUUCAAGCAGGCUGCACCCCAAUGAUUGAAAAGGGUGUCAACAUUCUAAACUUGCCCCUCAUCUCUAAUUUCGUGAACUGGGCUAUAGGCACCGCUGCUUCUAUGUACGUAGCCCCCAAAAGUAUGACAUUGGAUUUGAGCAAGAUGCUCCAGGGCGACGACAUUAAGAAGGAGACUCUCGCCCUUGGUCUUCUCUUCAUACGUGUCCACAAAGCAGUCGGUCUCAGCAAGCAGGAUCGCCGGGGCAGCGAAGGUGGAGGCUCUGACCCUUACAUCACCAUCGCGUGGAGCAAGUUCUCGAAGCCUCAAUUUUGCACUCGUGUCAUUCAGGAUGACUUAAACCCCAUCUUUGAGGAAAGCUGUGGCCUUUUGGUCACUGCCGACCUAAUCAAGGCAGAUGAGCAGCUCUCGGUCGAACUGUGGGACAGUGAUCGCUCAUCGGCGGACGAUAUCGUCGGCAAAGUCGAAUUGAGCAUUCAAAAGCUUAUACAGCAUCCUGGCAAGAUGUUCCCUCAGGUGUCGAAGCUUGCUGGCGUCAAGGCUGACACUACGAUGCCCGGCGAGCUUCACUGGGAGGUUGGCUUCUUCGGCAAGACCCAGUUCCGCAAGGCUCUUCGCACCGAUGGUAAGGAUGUCAACCUGCCCCCUGAACUGAAGGAUAAGAAGGAGCUUCAGGACGAGAAGGGGACUAUUGAGAACGAAGAGGAAGAUGCCGUUGAGCACACCCCGCCCGACCCCUUGUGGCCCUCUGGAAUCCUUAGCAUCGUUGUCCAUCAGAUUGUCGGAUUGGAGCUUGCCAACGUUAAGGGCUCCAAUGGUAAGCGCAAAGGUCGCGAAUAUGAGCCUGCCCGUCUCGAUGCCGGUGAGGUAAAGGAAGAACAGGGAAGCAAGUUGCCAAGCUCGUACUGCACAAUUCUUGUCAACGAUGAGUUGGUCUACAAAACACGUACCAAGGCAGUGUCCUCGCAACCCAUCUUCAACGCCGGCACGGAAAAGUUUGUUCGUGACUGGCGAUCAAGCGUCGUUACCAUCACUGUUCGAGACUCGCGCAAUCGUCAGCACGAUCCAAUAAUUGGUGUCGUACCUCUCAAGUUAUCCGACAUCCUGCAAACCGGGAGUGAGGCCACGAGAUGGUACCCUCUAGACGGCGGGGUUGGAUACGGAAGAAUCCGCAUCUCAAUCCUUUUCAGAUCCGUUGACCUUCGCCUACCGCCAACUCAACUGGGCUGGGACGUUGGCACGUUCGAGUUCACCUCCCGCGAGAUGACAGCAGUCGGUUACGGUCACUCGAAGACCAAGGUGAGACUCCGCACGGGCGGAAGCUCGGCCAGCGUCAAGAGGGACACGUGCACCAAGCUUGAGGGCCAAGAAGGAUUCUCCUGGGACAUUAGUGGCGAGAACAAGCAUGACAAGAUUCGGCUACCUGUCCGUUACCGUUACCGAUCCCCCGUCUUCUUUGAAUUCUACCCGCCAGGCAAGCGACGCGCCGAGGCAUUUGCGUCACUAUGGCUCCAAGAUUUCCCUGAUCAGGAGGAACGGGAUUUCGACAUUCCCAUCUGGAAGUGCGACAAGGGUCUGCGUCUGUCGCAGAACUAUAUCAUUGAGAAGAAUUUCAAGGACGUGCCCGAUAUUCACAUUGAAGAGCUUGGCCGACUCAAAUUCCGUGGUCGUUUUUCCCCCGGGACCGACCGCGACCAUAUCAAGUUUGUCACUGACAACGAUUCACGCGAGACAAUCGAGACCUGGGAAGCUUGUUUCGCAGAAGGUGUUCGAGGCGAAGAAGUCAAGGCUGAGAUUCCUCCCGCAGUACAGAAGCUUCAUGACGAAUCUCUUACUCAUGGUCGAGACGUUCUUGCUCAGGCUGAUCCAAAAGAGAAAGCGAAGUGGUUGUCCAAAGAUGGGACGGACUGGAGUACAGCUUUCGGCCAAGAUCCGACACAUAUGAUCGAUGGCGAGCAGGAAGAUCUCAACUCCGAGGGACGCGACGAUUUCGAUGAAGACUAUGACGAUGAUAACAGCAGCGAUCUCGACCUCGGAAUUACGGACGCCAGCACCAAGGCAGAUAGCGAUGAAACCCGGCAGUCGAUCGACAGUAUGGCCAGCGAGACACCUUCCAAUGCCUCCAAGAAGAGCAACGGUGCCAUUCAGGCUCUCAAGGAUUACAAAAGCAGGAGCCGAGAUCUGCAUCGCCAACACCGCGGGCUGAUGCAAUGGCGCCCGAUGCGUAACGUGCAAUUUGCGAAAAACGAGGCCAAGUUUGCCGUCCGUAAGAUUACCAAGUUGGGCUCUCUCAAUGGGCGUAAGCCUGAUGUUGAGACGGAAGUCUGA
Molecule: messenger RNA, 3618 nt
Organism: Colletotrichum graminicola M1.001
Lineage: Eukaryota; Fungi; Ascomycota; Sordariomycetes; Glomerellales; Glomerellaceae
Product: C2 domain-containing protein
Exons: 5
Coding region: 1-3618 (1205 amino acids)
Molecular function (GO): lipid binding
Source: RefSeq, a predicted model, not a curated record